Messenger RNA from Frankliniella occidentalis (western flower thrips), 997 nucleotides. RefSeq names its product zinc finger BED domain-containing protein 3-like. Gene Ontology annotation, molecular function: DNA binding. The coding region runs from base 86 to 997 and encodes 303 amino acids. The record is from RefSeq and is a predicted model, not a curated record. NCBI's taxonomy places the organism in Eukaryota, Metazoa, Arthropoda, Insecta, Thysanoptera, Thripidae. The transcript is spliced from 4 exons.
CGUUGCAGUGCGGUCGGCGCAGUUUUCAGUGUUUUCACACCGUACUAUUCUGAAUUGUGAUAAGUUGUGCGGCCAAUCGGGAGCCAUGCGUCGGAGCCGCCAGCGGUCGGCCGUGUGGGAGCACUUUGGCCCAAAGGACGGCAACAACCGGGUCAAGUGCAAGUACUGCGGUAGGCUCGUGUCGGCGCAGGGAGGCACCACCACCAACGCCAAAAACCACUUGCGAAGCUGGCACGUGGACAAGUACUUGUUAGUGGCUGGAAGUGACAAAGACACUGGUGCUGAUUCUGAUGUUGAUAAUAUCGCCGAGGAGCAAGAGAUCUCAACCCUAGAGAAUGAAACGAAUGCGUCGUCUCAAUCAGCGUCAGGCGGUAGCGGCACAUCCCCGUCCCCGUCACCGACCUCGCCCUCGCCGACACCGUUUUCACCACCUUCAUCACCUGCUCCGUCUAACUCAAGAACUCCAACACCUACCCCUACUAAACGACCAUCGAGUGCUGCUAGCAAUAGCAGCCAGCCAACCCUAGAGGCCUACCGGUGCGACUCCAAGACCACCGAGAGACUGCAUUUUGCCGUGACCUAUUACAUUGUGACAAGUAACAGGCCUCUCAACACUGUAGAGAAGGACGGGUUCAAGGCCAUGCUCCACGCUUUCAAGCCCAACUACAAGGUCCUGUCUCGUCGUACGCUCACCGACAAUUACGUGCCAAAAUGUGUUGAACAACUCAAGUCUUGGGAUCUCGACCCUAAAAAGUGUGCAGCACUGACAUCUGACAACGCGUCGGAGAUGCGGCUUGCAUGUGAGCUCAUGGACAUCCCACACAUGCGCUGCAUAGGCCACACAAUUCAGAACGGUGUCGAAGAACUUCUGAAACAACCGACCAUCAAGCCUGUUAUAAAGGAAGCGAAAGAACUUCUAAAUUGGGCCAACGGCGCAAAGAAAGCCAUGAUUAUCUACGAGAGUUUGCCGCGGCAUACCAAAGAGGCAAAUAUUUGA